UUUUACGCACAGCUGAGCGGCGGCGGUCAGCCCGUUCAGAGCGAAGUGUCUUCGGCGAGAAGGGUCUUCGGCGAGCUGCUGCUUCUCUUCUGACAGAAAGCGGUUCCGGUUUUGUUAUACUUUAUGAUGCCCAUGAGAACAUAUUCAGAGAUGGAGCCGCCACACGGGGCCCAGUAUGUGGACCAGUGUAAGAGAAGGAGGCAUGGUGGUGAGCAGUUCAUCUCCAGUGGAACCAGCAGAGGCUCCCCGAGCCUAGAGUACACAGACCUUGAGGCGGCAGAGGCCCUGAUGUGCAUGAGUUCCUCCCUGAGCCAUGGGUCCUUCCCCUGCAAGCCUGCACAGAACCCCUGCAAGCCACGGCCACUGACGCCUGCUUCGGACUGCUGCGACCUGGUACUCUCCCCUGAACUACCAGAGACCCUCAAGGACUUUGUUUCCCUCUCCUCACUUAGUAUGACGCCCCCCCACAGCCCCAGCUUCACAGAGAGCUCCACACAGCGGUGCGGCACCGGGCUCCCUGCCCUGACCUCUGCUCCCGAGAGGCCCAGCGCUCUGCCCUCACCGCCCCAGGCCUGCAGGGCCAUGGAGACCAGUGUCAUCCGCCACACCGCAGACAGCACCCCCUGCCGGCAGCACAUUCCAGGGGCCCCCAGGAGCUGUAGCAGCGCCGUCGCGGCCACAGUUUGCCCGAAGCAGCAACUUCAACAACAACAACAACAACAACAACAGCAGCAACAACAACUUCAUCAUCAGCAACACCCACAACAACAGAAGCUGCGGCAGCAGCAUUGCACAAGACAGACUGGGCGGCCAAGCCCCCCUCCCCCUCCGCCCUCCUCUUGCACAGCCACCCCGCAGGCCAGGCAGCCGGCCAUCUACUCAAAGCCCAGUACGGACAGCACAGCCCCCAGGAGCCUUAUCACCCAGCUGGCCCCUCCGGUCCCCACCACCACCACCCUCUGUUCCGCUCCCCAGAUCUUCUGCCAGAUGAUCCCCGUGAGCAGCCAGUCGGGGAUCAUCUCGGCCUUCAUCCCCAGCACGUUGCAGACCGCCAGCCCCGGGUUGAGGACCAGCCCCACCUCCCUCCUCCCCCAGGGUCCGCUCCACGCCGCGCCCGUCCAGCAGCCCCUCCUGGUGGGCCCGGGGGUGCAGCAGGGCACGGUGAUGCUGGUGCUCCCUCCGCAGUCGUCCUUCCCCCAGGCUCAGCACUGCACGCCGAGCGUCAUGACCCUCGGCCACACCAAGCUGCUCCCCCUGGCCCCGGCCCCCGUCUACAUGCCGGCGGGCCCCUGCGGGGCCGCCACCCCGGGCGUCAAGAUAGAUUGCUUGCGCAGGAGGAACUAUGUGUGCAACUUUCCGGGAUGCAGGAAGACCUACUUCAAGAGCUCCCACCUGAAGGCGCACCUCCGGACGCACACAGGAGAGAAGCCCUUCAGCUGCAGCUGGGAGAGCUGCGACAAGCAGUUUGCCCGCUCGGACGAGCUGUCGCGGCACCGGCGCACGCACACCGGCGAGAAGAAGUUUGUGUGUCCCGUCUGCGACCGGCGCUUCAUGCGCAGUGACCACCUGACCAAACACGCCCGCCGUCACAUGACCAGCAAGAAGAUCCCUUCCUGGCAGGCGGAGCUGCGGAACCUAAACAAAAUGCAAGCCGGCAAAGCACCCUCCCUGAAGCCCAGUCUGCCCACACUGAGCAUGCUCGUGCCGGCUGUGUCGCGGUAGGCGGUGAGCCGUCGGGCCCAUCGCCGCCCAUCGCGCUCUCUCAAGGACACACAGGGAGCAGCCACACAGGCACAAGCCUGCUCUUUACUCAUGGGAAGAAGAAAAGAACUCGAAGCACCAUGCACUGGACUCCUCUUAUCCGCUCAUUAAUGUCUUAUAUCUUGCUCUAAUGGAUUCCUUUGUUUACUUUCAUGUAUAAGAUGACAUGUACGUAGCCGUUUGUUUUUGCCAAAGCCUUUGAAUGAAGUUUGCCUGCUUAAUGUCAAACUCACCGCCCCCGGGUCCUCUUUUAAUUGUUUAAGUCUAAGUGUUUUUCUGUUUUAUGCUUUCAAAUGCUUUUACUUGCCCAAUCUUAAGUAAUGUGUAACACACAAAACAAUGUACAAGUGGGAUUACCAGUACAAUGAUUAUACAACUUUUCAUAUUAUUUAAUACGUAUUUGUAAUAAAAAGAGGAAAAUGAGAAUCCUGUUUAUCACAAGCCAA
Gadus macrocephalus (Pacific cod) is the source of this 2207-nucleotide messenger RNA. RefSeq names its product Krueppel-like factor 11. Bases 124 to 1722 code for a protein of 532 amino acids. Gene Ontology annotation, molecular function: DNA-binding transcription factor activity, RNA polymerase II-specific; RNA polymerase II cis-regulatory region sequence-specific DNA binding. The record is from RefSeq and is a predicted model, not a curated record. The transcript is spliced from 4 exons. Lineage: Eukaryota; Metazoa; Chordata; Actinopteri; Gadiformes; Gadidae. Gene Ontology annotation, biological process: regulation of transcription by RNA polymerase II.